Messenger RNA from Galeopterus variegatus (Sunda flying lemur), 1911 nucleotides. RefSeq names its product calpain 8 (gene CAPN8). Gene Ontology annotation, biological process: proteolysis. The record is from RefSeq and is a predicted model, not a curated record. The coding region runs from base 1 to 1911 and encodes 636 amino acids. The transcript is spliced from 22 exons. NCBI's taxonomy places the organism in Eukaryota, Metazoa, Chordata, Mammalia, Dermoptera, Cynocephalidae. Gene Ontology annotation, molecular function: calcium-dependent cysteine-type endopeptidase activity; calcium ion binding. Gene Ontology annotation, cellular component: cytoplasm.
AUGGCAGCGCUGGCGGCUAGAGUGUGCAGGCAGCGGGCGGCCGCUGAAGGCCUCGGCUCCCACUGGAAAGCCGUCAAGUACUUGGGCCAGGACUUCGAGGCCCUGAGGCAGCAGUGCUUGAACUCAGGGGUCCUAUUUAAGGACCCAGAGUUCCCAGCAUGUCCGUCAGCUUUGGGCUACAAGGAUCUUGGCCCAGGCUCCCCACAAACACAAGGCAUCGUCUGGAAGCGGCCCACGGAAUUGUGUCCCAGCCCGCAGUUUAUCAUUGGUGGAGCCACACGAACAGAUAUUUGUCAGGGUGAUCUCGGUGACUGCUGGCUUCUGGCAGCCAUUGCCUCCCUGACCUUGAAUGAGGAGCUGCUUUACCGGGUGGUCCCCAAGGACCAGAACUUCCAGAAGAACUACGCGGGAAUCUUUCAUUUUCAGUUCUGGCAGUACGGAGAGUGGGUGGAGGUGGUCGUGGACGACAGGCUGCCCACCAGGAACGGACAGCUGCUCUUCCUGCAUUCCAAAGAAGGCAGCGAGCUCAAUGGUUCUUAUGAGGCUCUUGCUGGAGGGUCCACAGUGGAGGGGUUUGAGGAUUUCACGGGUGGCAUCUCUGAGUUUUACGACCUGAAGAAGCCUCCAGCCAACCUGUAUCAGAUCAUCCGGAAGGCCCUCCGUGCUCACUCUCUGCUGGGCUGCUCCAUCGAUGUCUCCUGUGCAGCCGAAGCAGAGGCCAUCACCAGCCAGAAGCUGGUUAAGAGUCACGCAUACUCUGUCACUGGAGCCGAAGAGGUGGAUUUCCAUGGCCGUCCAGAGAAGCUGAUCAGACUCAGGAAUCCGUGGGGUGAAGUGGAGUGGUCGGGAGCCUGGAGCGAUGAUGCGCCAGAGUGGAAUUCCAUAGAUCCCAGGCGGAAGGAGGAGCUGGACAAGAAAGCCGAGGACGGAGAGUUCUGGAUGUCAUUUUCGGAUUUCUUGAGGCAGUUCUCUCGCCUGGAGAUCUGCAACUUGUCCCCAGACUCUCUGAGCAGCGAGGAGGUGCACAAGUGGAACCUGGUCCUGUUCAACGGCCGCUGGACGCGGGGCUCCACCGCUGGGGGCUGCCAGAACUAUGCGGCCACUUAUUGGACCAAUCCCCAGUUCAAAAUCCAUUUGGAUGAGGUGGACGAGGACCAGGAGGAGGGCAUUGGUGAACCCUGCUGUACGGUGCUGCUGGGUCUGAUGCAGAAAAACCGCAGGCGGCAGAAGAGGAUAGGACAGGGCAUGCUUAGCAUCGGUUAUGCUGUCUACCAGGUUCCCAAGGAGAUCUGUGACCUAAGGAAGGUCCGAGCAACUUUCCGAGAUAGACAACGGGAAGUUGGGGAUGUGGUAGCUGGAAACCCACAUGAGCCACAUCCCAGUGAGGUGGACCAAGAAGACAGCCAGUUCAAGAGCCUAUUUGAGAAGCUUGCAGGCAAGGAUUCUGAGAUCAGUGCCAAUGAACUCAAGACGAUUCUGAAUGGCGCGUUUUCUAAACGAACAGAUAUAAAAUUCGACGGAUUCGACAUCAACACUUGCAGGGAAAUGGUCAGCCUGUUGGAUAGCAAUGGGACGGGCACCUUGGGACCGGUGGAAUUCAAGACGCUCUGGCUCAAGAUUCAGAAGUAUCUGGAGAUCUAUCAGGAAACGGGUUAUAACCACUUGGGAACCAUAGAUGCCCAUGAGAUGAGGACAGCCCUCAAGAAGGCAGGUUUCAGCCUCAGCAACCAGGUGCAGCAGACCAUCGCCACACGGUUUGCGUGCAGCAAACUCAAGGUUGACUUCGACAGCUUCGUUGCUUGUAUGAUCCGCCUGGAGACCCUCUUCAAACUAUUCAGGCUUCUGGACAAGGACCAGGAGGGCACCGUCCAGCUCUCUCUGGCUGAGUGGCUCUGCUGCGUGCUGGUCUGA